AUGGCAGGGAAGAAGAAACAAGCAAUUAGUCCGGAGAAGAUGGAGCGACGAUUGAGUCCCCGGGUACUUGAGCUGAGACAGAAAGCGCUAGAUGAGAAGGAGCGCCUAGCUCGCGAGAGGAUAAGUCUACUCCGCGAGAAAAGGACCGAAAUCUGUGUCGAUGAAGAGGAGCUACAUGCGGAAGAAGAAGACGCUGUCAAUUUGAGCCCCAAGCGGAAAGGACGGAGCUCACCUCCACCCGCAUUGCAGAAGGGGAAGGAGAGAUUGGACUUUCACGGGUAUGGCGACGACGAGGAUGCUCAUAUGAAAGUGAGGAAGAAUCUAAGGUUUUUCAACAAGCAAUAUCUCCUAAUGGUCCAGGCUAAGCUGAGGAGACCUGAUUUGAAGGGGAUAACUCAGGUGAUACAAGCUAAUGCGGUAUUGUACUCGAGAAAAAGGAUAGGUCAUCUUCCAGGUAUCGACGUUGGACACCGGUUUUUCUCAAGAGCUGAAAUGGUUGCUGUAGGCUUCCAUAGCCAUUGGCUAAAUGGUAUCGACUAUAUGGGAGUCGAUUUCAAAAAAGAUUAUGAGAACUACCGGUUUCCCCUAGCUGUUUCAAUUGUUAUCUCGGGCCAGUACGAGGAUGAUCUAGACAAUGCAGAGGAGGUGACUUACACUGGCCAGGGAGGCAAUAACUUAACUGGUGAUAAACGCCAGGUUAAGGAUCAAGUGCUCGAACGAGGAAAUAUGGCGCUAAAGAAUUGCUUAGAUCAGGAGGUGCCUGUCAGAGUUACUCGUGGUCACGAAUGUAAAAGUAGCUACAGCAAAAAAGUCUACACUUAUGAUGGAUUGUACAAGGUUGUAAAGUACUGGGCAGAAAAGGGCAUUUCAGGAUUUACGGUGUAUAAGUAUCGACUGAAACGUUUGGAGGGGCAACCAGAACUUACUACUGAUCAGGUCCAUUUUGCGUAUGGAGGCAAACCAAAGUCUACUGCAGAUAUUCAGGGCUUGAUAUGCGAAGACAUCAGUGGAGAGAUGGAAGCUAAGCACAUUCCAGCCACUAAUCGUUUCGAUGAUCCACCAGUUCCACCCUCAGGGUUUACAUACAUCAAAUCUUUGAACAUUGAGCCCAAUGUCAAAAUUCCAAAGAGUUCAACUGGGUGUAAUUGCAAAGGCGGCUGCACUGAUCCAAAGAAAUGUGCCUGUGCCAAUCUCAAUGGGGGAAACUUUCCUUAUGUGGACCUUAAUGAUGGCAGAUUAAUCGAGCCUCGAGACGUUGUCUUUGAAUGUGGUCCACACUGUGGGUGUGGACCUGAAUGUGUCAACCGAACCUCUCAGAAGCCACUGAGAUUUAAUCUAGAGGUUUUCCGGUCUCCAAAAAAGGGCUGGGCAGUUAGAUCAUGGGACUACAUACCAUCUGGAUCACCAGUGUGUGAGUACAUAGGAGUACUCAGAAGAACUGACGAUGUGGACACCAUAUCUGACAACGAUUACAUAUUUGAGAUUGACUGCCAACAGACAAUGCAAGGUCUUGAUGGAAGACAGAGAAGACUUAAGGACGUAGCUGUACCAAUGGAUAACAAAGUCAGUCAGAGCAAAGAAGAUGAGAAUGUACCAGAGUUCUGCAUCGAUGCUGGUUCAAAAGGGAACGUUGCCAGGUUCAUAAAUCACAGCUGCGAACCAAACCUGUUUGUUCAGUGCGUCCUGAGUGAUCACCAGGAUUUAAAGCUGUCCCGUGUGGUUCUUUUUGCAGCUGACAACAUUCCACCUCUGCAGGAGCUUACUUACGACUAUGGAUACACGCUUGAUAGCGUUCACGGGCCGGAUGGGAAAGUGAAAAAGCUGACUUGCUACUGUGGAGCACUUGGUUGUAGAAAGCGCCUCUACUAA
This is a messenger RNA of Microthlaspi erraticum, 1869 nucleotides long. The record is from the annotation of a GenBank genome assembly. Lineage: Eukaryota; Viridiplantae; Streptophyta; Magnoliopsida; Brassicales; Brassicaceae.